GCGCAAAUGAAGAAGGCCGAAUCACUACAGCGCUAAAUUGCACUCCACAGCACCCAUACAGACACGUGUGAGGCGGGGAGGGCAGGAGAGGGAUGGCAGAUCGCAUGGCGCGAGAUGCGCCGUUCAGAAGAGUUAAUCAUCAGGGGACAAAGUCGCGAGCCCCAAGGGGGGAGGGUGAAUGAAAAGACGCAUUCUUGCUCAAUGCUGCGUCGCGCUAGGAAAGAGCCGACUGAUGGAUAUUCGGCUCAUAUUCGGCUCGCCCCGAUGUGUCGAAGUGCUCAUCACCGGAUAUGGUGCAUGGGGAGGGAGCCAAAGGAGACUACUAGAGGUUUUGCAGACUGCAGAAACAUUCAUCGGAUGAGUGUAUGCCUGAAUGCAUUGGGCUGCGUUGGAGUGGGGGGCGGGGUGAGGUUAGGAACGAUGAUGGAAGGUUGCCAAGUGGAGAUCAUGCGGACGCACCCGGCACGCAGCCUCUCAACGCCUCAUCCGUCCCUGCCCUCAUCAAGAUUCAAAGCCUCUCUUCAACGUGUAUGGUGGACAGUUGUGAUUUUUGACUUAGACCCACAUUGCCAGGGGGAACAGUGAGACCUCGCUAACAAAGAAACCCGCGAGCUAACACCUGGCAAGAGGCACCUCGAACGUUGAAGACUUCAAGGGGCCAGGUCGCUUCCCACCUCACCCUGGGACACAGCCAAAAUCGAAAGGAAUGGGAACAGGCGCCGCACAGCACUAUGCAUCCAUGCUGCCU
Messenger RNA from Tilletiaria anomala UBC 951, 748 nucleotides. RefSeq lists its product as uncharacterized. Bases 115 to 585 code for a protein of 156 amino acids. NCBI's taxonomy places the organism in Eukaryota, Fungi, Basidiomycota, Exobasidiomycetes, Georgefischeriales, Tilletiariaceae. The record is from RefSeq and is a predicted model, not a curated record. The transcript has 3 exons.